AUGGCAUCACAGAUCCUUCCCCUCGAACUGGUAGACAGGUGCAUCGGCUCCCCCAUCUGGGUGGUAAUGAAGGCGUCAAGUCGGGAGUUCACGGGCACUCUGGUCGGGUUCGAUGAUUUCGUUAAUAUGGUGCUCAAGGAUGUGACUGAAUACGAGAUGACCCCGCAAGGACGCAAGGCGACCAAGCUGAAGGAGACGCUCCUCAACGGCAACCAUAUUGCGCUGCUCAUCCCCGGCGGAGAAGGACCGGAAGGCGCCUCAUCAUAG
Molecule: messenger RNA, 267 nt
Organism: Jaminaea rosea
Lineage: Eukaryota; Fungi; Basidiomycota; Exobasidiomycetes; Microstromatales
Product: LSM domain-containing protein
Exons: 5
Coding region: 1-267 (88 amino acids)
Biological process (GO): mRNA splicing, via spliceosome
Cellular component (GO): U6 snRNP; U4/U6 x U5 tri-snRNP complex; Lsm1-7-Pat1 complex
Molecular function (GO): RNA binding
Source: RefSeq, a predicted model, not a curated record